UUUUUGGCCUUGGUGGCAUUGCAAGUGGUGACAUGCUUUUCAACACAAUAUUUGGGAAAUGCAGUACAUCCAACUUUGGAAAAUCAUUGCUUCUAUGAGGACUAUAACCUAACAAUACCCAUUGGAGAGACUCAACAUCCAACCGAUAUUGAAUAUAAGUGUUUUAAAAUUCAUUGCCGUUCCGAUUAUGUAUUGGAAAUUAAACACUGUGAUCGUUAUCCCAAUUAUUGCAUGGAAAAAGCCGACUAUGAUUAUUCGAAACCCUAUCCCAGCUGUUGUCCGAAAAUAAAAUGUCCCAAAAAAUAAA
Musca vetustissima is the source of this 307-nucleotide messenger RNA. RefSeq lists its product as uncharacterized. The annotation marks the transcript as partial. Lineage: Eukaryota; Metazoa; Arthropoda; Insecta; Diptera; Muscidae. The transcript has 3 exons. The record is from RefSeq and is a predicted model, not a curated record.